AUGCGCGCCUCAGCAGUCCUCGCCGCAGCCUGCGCCAUGUCCUCCUCCGUCAUUGCCGGCGCCGUCCCCCGCGACGCCGCUCCCGCAGCUCACCCCUGGCUGGCCCCCGACGUCGCCGCCGGCGCCGUCCGCGGCCCCUGCCCAAUGCUAAACUCCCUCGCCAACCACGGCUACCUCGCCCGCGACGGCAAGGCCAUCUCCAUGCAGGACCUCAUCGCCGGCCUCGGCUCCGCCCUGCACUUCAACGAGUCCCUCGUCCGCACCCUCGGCACGCCCGCCUUCGCGACCUCCACCACCGGCAACCCAAACACCUUCAACCUCGACGACAUUGCCAAGCACAACGUCAUCGAGCACGACGGCAGCCUGUCCCGCGCCGACUAUGCCGUCACGGGCGACGCAAAGACGUUCAACGAGACGGUCUGGGCCGAGACGAGGGGAUACCUCGAGGCCGGCUCCGCGGCGACGGACAACAAGGUCGGCGUCGCGACCAUGGCUACCGCGCGCAGCAAGCGCAUCGCUACCGCCAAGGCCACCAACCCGUCCUUCAACCUGGCCACGAGCCAGGUCACCGUGUCCCUGGGCGAGUCCGCCGUCAUCCUCGGCACCAUUGGACAGAGCUACACCGAGCCUGCCGCGCCGCUCGAGUGGUUGAAGGUCGUCUUUGAGGAGGAGCGUCUGCCCUUCAACGAGGGAUGGAGCACCUCUGCGGAUGUGAUUACUACCGCCCAGGUCUUGGGUCUGUCGCAGCUUAUUGCCACCAGCGGAAGCAGCUAA
This is a messenger RNA of Colletotrichum orchidophilum, 774 nucleotides long. RefSeq lists its product as uncharacterized. The coding region runs from base 1 to 774 and encodes 257 amino acids. The transcript has a single exon. Lineage: Eukaryota; Fungi; Ascomycota; Sordariomycetes; Glomerellales; Glomerellaceae. Gene Ontology annotation, molecular function: peroxidase activity. The record is from RefSeq and is a predicted model, not a curated record.